GCAUGCGCUCAUCGGCUGGGAUGGAGUUCAGGGGAAAAGCGACGAGAAAUCGGUGCAAUUUCACCGAGGGAAAUUGACAGCGGCUGAAAGCGGCGCUCAAACCCGAGCUGCUCCGCUUCGGCCGGGCCGAGAGUUCACCAGCGAUCACUGUUCCCUCUCCCCCGAUCCCCAAAUCCGAGCUGGCAAACUGGGAUCGUCAUCCGCUUUGGGCUCAAAAGGAUUCCAGAUUGCAGGCGAUCGGGAGGAUCGGAAUCUCACUGAAUGACUGGCAGCGAGAGGCAGCCCCAGCGCAGAUCCCAUCGCCGCAUGGCCACCCUCCAGAGCUGGAAUAUCCCUCAGGCAUAGAAGGAGGAGGAGGGGAAAUGACAGAGGAAGCACCGUUCCAUCUGACCAGCCCACAAUCCACCAUCACAGAUAUUAGCACUGCGGAGGGAAGCAGUGCACAUUCAGAGUCGGUUGCACGAGGUGAAGGGCACAGCACCAGAGUGCAGGAGGAGGUGUCAGAGUCAAAGAUAUCUGUGCCCCUUGCGGGAGGGAGAGUAGUGACGAUGAUGCUCCAGCUGGCGUAGAGGAUUUAACGCUUUGUUGAAGGGGUUUCCCAGUCUGGGCUCAGGGCACUGUGAGCACCGACCGCCGUUCCUCCUCAGUGCUGUUACUGUGAGGAUGCAUUCCCUGGAUGAGCCCUUGGAUCUGAAGCUCAGCAUUUCCAAGCUUCGCAUGAUGAGGGGGAAGAAGCAGAAAGGCUUCGAGAGCAUGGAGGAGAGCAGUGCCCGGAGAGAGCUGAAGAUGACAGCUGAUGGAACAGCUAUCAUCACUCCAGCAUCUCCCCAGCCCGUUCAGUCUGGUCCGUCAAUCAGUUCCCAGGAUCAGGAGAAGUUGGACUUGCAUUUCUCUCCUGCUCGGAGCUCGGUCUCCAUUGUGGAUCUCAGCCUGUCUCCAGGCUCUGGUCUUGACUCUCCCCCUGGAUCUGCUACACUGCCUGAGGAACUGCAGAACAGCGAUGAUGCAUCGCCUGGUGUUAGUACCGAGCCACAGCCAAUCCGCUUCCUGGAAGGAAGUCAGAGCUCACAGACAUUCCAGUUCUUCCUGCCACUGGGUUCCAGCAGCCCAGUGCACCUACCAUCCCCCUUGCUGGUGACACCUCCUAAGGAGAUGCCGAACCUGCUGGAGCUCCCCAUGGAACAGCUGGCAUGCAGGUGGCGCAAGUGUAACCAGCUCUUUGAAUCGCUCCAGGAUCUGGUGGACCAUGUGAAUGACUUUCAUGUAAAACCGGAGAAGGAAACUGGAUACUGUUGCCACUGGGAAGGCUGUGCACGGAGAGGAAAGGGAUUCAAUGCCAGGUACAAGAUGUUGAUUCACAUCCGAACUCACACCAAUGAGAAGCCUCAUCGCUGCCCCACCUGUAACAAGAGUUUCUCUCGCCUGGAGAAUCUGAAAAUCCAUAACCGCUCACACACAGGUGAGAAGCCCUACAUCUGCCCUUACGAAGGCUGCAAUAAACGAUACUCCAACUCCAGUGACCGUUUCAAACACACCCGGACACAUUAUGUGGACAAACCAUAUUACUGCAAGAUGCCCGGCUGCCAUAAGAGGUACACGGAUCCUAGCUCCCUCCGCAAGCACAUCAAAGCUCACGGACACUUUGUGACCCCAGAACAACAGGGAAUGCUGAAACUUCGACAGUCAACCAAGAAUCCAGUGACAUCAGAUAUGCCUUACUUAAAUGGGACGCAGAUCAUCAUUCCAAAUCCAGCAGCCAUCUUUGGAAACCAUCCCCUCCAGGCACUGGGGGCCUCGCUGCCAAUUCCGAUACACCCUGCACCUCUGGACCUCAGCCCCUUGACCUGUGGCACUGUUGGAUCUGCUGCAAUCACAGCCAUUCCUAGCUCUGUCAUUUCUCUCAAUAGCACUCCAAUAAACCUAACCAAGACAUCUUUAAUGGCAUCGCCAUUUUCUGCAAGCACCCUUGGACUUCCGUUGAUGUCCUUGGUGGCUGGCUCUCACAGCAACCUCGAAAGACUAUCGGCAUCAAAAGGGAAAACAGCAGGUUGUAGAAAACGGGAUGGGAUUGUCAAAGAUCAUCCUUCAGAAAAAGGAUUGUAUGAAAGGGUUGAGGCUCGACUAAGACCUACGACAGAAAGCUUCUCGAUGCAUCCAGGAGCUGUGAUAGACUUGUCAAGUGGCAUAAGCACCCUUCCUGGUGCUGACUCUCUCCCUCCUGGUUGGGUGGUCAUUCCUCCAGGGUCAGUAUUGCUCAAACCAGCUGUUGUAAACUGAAUUUGGUCAAGUCAACUACUGCUGUAGUGUCCACCAACAGAGGCAACAAUUCAAACAAGCCUGGGGUUACCAGGCCUCUACUGAGGUUAAAAAAAAGACCGCUGAGACUUUACCAAACCCUCUCUCUUGGUUUGAAUACAUCAGCCAAUUUUAUUUUAUCUUCAAACUAAAAGAAAAUGGAUGAUAGUGACCAACACUUUGAAUUCUCACACUGAAUUCUCAAGGCAGCAAGUGCAGAUUUUACUCCAGGGGGAGAUACUCUCAGCAUCUCAUUACUCAGUCCUUCUCAUUGAAAGUCCUUAUGAACUGAAGACUCAAAGCUUGCACAAGUCUGAUAAUAACCAGAUGCAAAUGAUGUGGUGACACUAAUUAAAUUAUAAAUGGGGGACUUUCAGCUCCUCUGGGUGCUUAGGAUUGCUGUCUUAUGUUACUUCAAGUAGCAAAGAUCUCUUUUUGUUACAUACCAGCUCAUUGAGAUAGGUCAAUCAGAAUAUUUAUCAAUAAUUGGGAGCAAAACAUGAAGUCUGUCAACAGAUGAACGUCAAAAUUGCGGUCAUGCAGUUUAGAUAAUUUUGACUUCAUUGAUGAGAAAAAAUGGAUUUGGCACCAGAAUGAUUAUUAGGAUGC
Messenger RNA from Carcharodon carcharias (great white shark), 2904 nucleotides. It is a transcript of the gene glis2b, whose product is annotated as GLIS family zinc finger 2b. Gene Ontology annotation, cellular component: nucleus. The record is from RefSeq and is a predicted model, not a curated record. Gene Ontology annotation, molecular function: RNA polymerase II cis-regulatory region sequence-specific DNA binding; DNA-binding transcription factor activity, RNA polymerase II-specific. The transcript has 8 exons. NCBI's taxonomy places the organism in Eukaryota, Metazoa, Chordata, Chondrichthyes, Lamniformes, Lamnidae. Gene Ontology annotation, biological process: regulation of transcription by RNA polymerase II; smoothened signaling pathway. The coding region runs from base 664 to 2277 and encodes 537 amino acids.